This is a messenger RNA of Sphaeroforma arctica JP610, 1401 nucleotides long. RefSeq lists its product as hypothetical. The transcript has 2 exons. The record is from RefSeq and is a predicted model, not a curated record. Lineage: Eukaryota; Ichthyosporea; Ichthyophonida. The coding region runs from base 1 to 1401 and encodes 466 amino acids.
AUGUGGCAAUUACGCCUCCCGCGCCUACUCCUUGGGGUCUUUGCGGCCAUCACUAUCGAGUGCUCCGAUGUGGUGCUGGACCUGGGGGGCAAGACGCUCAGGCAGAGCAAGGCCUUCAACACACAGCAGCGGUUCUUCUCCUGCAUCGAGAUCAGCAGGGCGCCGUUCAUAACCGGCCAGGGGCUCAACGACUUUGGUGAAAACGACGAGCUGGUCAGCAACGUGGGCAUCAGGGUUGGAAAGCUUGGCUUGUCCUCCCAUCACGGCAUCCACGGCAACACCAUGGACAAUGUUGAGAUCCUGAACGUCCACAUUACGCAGUUCGAGGUGGCAGGCAUAUCGCUGAAUGGCGCCAAGCGCCUCCUGAUCUCCAACUGCAUCGUCGGGAACUUUGUGGCCAAUGUGCCAACCUCGAGCGCAUACUCGCAGGCGCGCUUCCUCCACCCCGUCCUCAAACAGCUCGUCCUUGAGGAUAGUGAACGGUGCGUGACAAUCCGGGGCCAGCCCAUCCCCAUCAAGACCAGCUAUGCCAGCCUGGUGACGGAAAUGAAUGCCACGUUUGUGGAAGUCAUGACGGACAAGCCCGUGACAUCAGACGUGUUCAGGAACAGGAACCAGUCCAUGCUUAGCGACGGCAAUGUAUAUGGCAUCCUGGUGAACCGCAAGGGGGUGGCCGUGGGAGACUUUGUAGGGGACCUGGACUUUGAGUCGCAGGACGCGGCACACAGCGUUAUGAUACAGAACACGCGUGUUGAGCGCAUCAACAGCGAAGCGAUUGAGAUUCGUGGGCUACAGUACAUGGAAAAGGCCAGAGCCGUCGCAGCGGGUCUCGAGGCCAACGAGGGAUAUGGCAACGCCGGCGUUUUGGUGGACUCUGUGGGGGCAAUCUUUGACUUUGUGCGGGUGUGUGACCCUGUGAGCCGCGCAUAUCAAGGCCACGUCCUCUCGAACGCGCAGCUGGCGGUGGGCAAGUACGAGGCCGAGCCGAAGAGGUCCUACAUCCCCGAGGAGGUCCUGCAGUGGGCUACGUGCGGUGGAACAUGGACACACGACGAUACAUUUUCUCUCACCACGGGCGGCGACUCCAUGGGCCACACCAUGAAGGGCAACCUGGGGGUGUCUAUGUCGGGUGUUGCAUGCGUAGGCGUGGAAGCGACUGUCGUCGUUCCCGCCACCCAUGGACGAGCCAGAUUUGAUGUCGGGCUGCUGCUGGAGCGGCUCAUAGAACUCGGCAAAGGAUUUUCGACUUGCAUACAUUUUUGCAAGUGGCCGCGUCUCUCGGCCAGUCUGGCGUGGCAGAUGGCUAGGGUCUCAAUGAGGGCCUCCAUGUUCUGGCGGCUCAGGGCGCGUAGAGGGAUCUUGGUCAGCAUGUCAUCUGGACACGGUGGGCAGUGUAAGUGA